AUGGAUUCGACACAAUACAGCACGCUCACUGUCGCACGCGGCUUUGCAUACAACGUAUAUUACACUUCACCAGCAACGGAGGGCAGACCAACGCUGCUGUUCCUCCACGGCUUCCCGUCCACCUCAUACGACUGGCGCAAGCAGAUAGUGCACUUCAAGGCGCAUGGCUUCGGCGAAACAUCCAAGCCUACGAACUCGAAGGCCUUCCGCCUUGGUGCGCUUGCACAGGACGUCGUUGAUAUUCUUGACGCAUUUGGUCUCCGCAAGGUCAUCGGCGUCGGACACGACUGGGGCAGCAUACUCAUGUCGCGCCUGUCGAUGCUGCACCAAGAGCGCUUCAGCGGUCUCGUGUGGCUCGGGCUCGGCUUCUGCGAGCCAAUCGUGCGCCCGUUUGACCUGCAGGGCGCCAUGACAGAAACGAAGGCCGCUUUCGGCUACGAGAUGUAUGCGUACUGGGAGUUCUUCACGCAGCCAGACGCUGCGCAGAUCAUUCAUCAGAACGUCGACAGCUUCAUCCAGCUGGCGUAUGCACGGGACCCCACGACCUGGCUGACGUGGAUGAUCCAGCGCGGCAAGACGGCGGAGUGCAUCGAGAACAACGUCCUGCUCGGACGCCCAGACUGGAUUUCUGAUGAGGAGUACGACAUAAUGAGGCAGCACCUCCUCACACACGGCGUCGCCUCUUCUCUGCUGUGGUACGUCAACCAGGUCGUGAACAACGACCUCGAGGAGAACCUGAAAAUUCCCACGGACGCGUACACGAUCAAGGUCCCCUCUCUCUUAGUUGGCGCGUCCAAGGACUGCUUCUGCAUCGAGUCGUUCAAUCUCACGCAGAUGCAGAAGUAUGCGACGGCCCUCCAGACUGCGAGCGUCCCUGCGGGGCAUUGGCCCCAGCUUGAGUGCGGGGACGAGGUCAACAGGAUUAUAGAGGAGUGGCUCGCAAACGUCCCGAUGUGAUUACUCGUAAUGGCACCUAAGCGACUCAUUGCAGGAUGCAGUAGGGGCUCAGCGCUCAUGAUUGAGAUGAACGUGGCGCUACCGCAGCUACUCUUGCAGGAUUGCGCCACGCUCAAGUCUCAUACAUAAAAUUUGAUAUCUGCGGACCAGGAAAGACGUAGUUUUUUGUCAAUGGUCUGGCGGCGAAGGGUAUCUAUCGUUAUCACCUGUGUAUACGCGUACCACAA
Molecule: messenger RNA, 1184 nt
Organism: Phanerochaete carnosa HHB-10118-sp
Lineage: Eukaryota; Fungi; Basidiomycota; Agaricomycetes; Polyporales; Phanerochaetaceae
Exons: 6
Coding region: 1-957 (318 amino acids)
Molecular function (GO): hydrolase activity
Source: RefSeq, a predicted model, not a curated record